Elgaria multicarinata webbii is the source of this 1014-nucleotide messenger RNA. RefSeq names its product transgelin (gene TAGLN). The coding region runs from base 73 to 678 and encodes 201 amino acids. Gene Ontology annotation, molecular function: protein binding. The record is from RefSeq and is a predicted model, not a curated record. The transcript has 5 exons. Lineage: Eukaryota; Metazoa; Chordata; Lepidosauria; Squamata; Anguidae.
CGCUGCCCACAGUCCCGGCAGAGCGGAGCAUCGUCUGGGCGAACGCCGAGCCGCCUCCGACUUCCAUCGAACAUGGCGAACAAGGGCCCUUCCUUCGGUAUGAGCAGAGAUGUCCAGGCCAAGAUCGAGAAGAAAUACGAUGACGACCUGGAGGAGCGGCUGGUGGAGUGGAUCGUGACCCAGUGUGGGGAAGACGUGGGGCGCCCCGAACGUGGCCGGCUGGGCUUUCAGGUCUGGCUGAAGAAUGGCAUCAUCUUGGGCAAGCUGAUCAACAGCCUUCACCCCGGCGGCUCCAAGCCUGUGAAGAUCCCAGCCCCUCCUCCCACCAUGGUCUUCAAGCAGAUGGAGCAGAUCGCCCAGUUCCUGAAGGCAGCCGAGGACUACGGCGUGGCGAAGACGGACAUCUUCCAGACGGUCGACCUCUUUGAAGCUAAGGACAUGGCCACAGUCCAGAGAAUGCUGAUGGCCCUGGGUAGCCUUGCGGUGACAAAGAAUGACGGCCAGUAUCGUGGAGACCCUUCUUGGUUCAUGAAGAAAGCCCAGGAGAACAAGCGGGACUUCUCUGACAGCCAGCUGAAAGAGGGCAAGAACGUCAUCGGGCUGCAGAUGGGCUCCAACCAGGGCGCCUCCCAGGCGGGCAUGACGGGCUACGGCCGACCCCGGCAGAUCAUUGGCUAAGCAGGGCCGCCCAGCACCAGCACUGCCCACCCCCAGCAGAACUGGCCCUCCAGUGCCUUCGCUCACCGCCCCAACGCCUCCCCACCCCACCCCACCCGCCCCGGAUGAAGCCUGCUGCUGGGCCUGCGAUGGCUGCCGACUGGGUGUUUUAUUGGAGGACUGUUGGAAAUCACCUUGACUCUGCCCCAGAGGUGGCAUCUGGGAGCCAGCAGAAGGGCCCCAGCGAGGCUGCGGCGUAGCGACGGCCUUCCCUGCAGCUUGCUCCGUCUCCGUGCCCCGACGGCGCUUUGCAUGCUCCCCGCUUCACUGGCUCCCCUGGCCCUCGCCCCCGCCCGU